Messenger RNA from Sturnus vulgaris (Common starling), 1861 nucleotides. It is a transcript of the gene PIF1, whose product is annotated as PIF1 5'-to-3' DNA helicase. Gene Ontology annotation, molecular function: DNA helicase activity. The record is from RefSeq and is a predicted model, not a curated record. Gene Ontology annotation, biological process: DNA repair; telomere maintenance. Lineage: Eukaryota; Metazoa; Chordata; Aves; Passeriformes; Sturnidae.
AUGGAGGCGGCGGAGCUGCGCUGCACGGCGGCCGUGGAGCAGCCGCUGCCGGGGGGACUCGCCCCGCGCCGCCGCGUGAUGCGGAACGCGACCGUGCUGCUGGGCCGCAACGAGCUGCGGGAGCCCGUGCUGCGGGUGGCCGGCGGCAGUGGCGCGGCGGCGGCGGUGCUGAGUUUCGUGCUGGCCGGGGACGCCGUGAGGCUCUUCACGCGGUUCGCGGGCGAGGGGCGAGCGGCGGUGCGGGUGGGGCCGGACGGCGCCCAGGUGCUGCUGUCCGACUGCCCCCCGGACGCGCUGCGCCGCUUCCUCCGCCUCCUGCGGCUCAAGGUGGCCGCCGGGCCGCGGGAUGCGCCGCGCCGCCCCCGCCUGCUGGAGCGGCCGCCGCCGUCCUUCUCUGUCAUCAGCCCGGUGCAGGAGCGGGACGUGCUGAGCGGCCCCGGCCGCCGCUGCGCCGGCGAAGAGCGGGGGGAGCGCCCCGCCGAGGUGUCCCGCGCGGAGAGGCGGCCCCCGGCGAGGCUCUCGGCGGAGCAGGAGGCAGUACUGGGCGCCGUGCGGAGCGGGAAGAGCAUCUUCUUCACCGGCUCUGCAGGGACUGGGAAGUCGUUCUUGCUGAAGAGGAUCGUGGGCUCCCUCCCUCCGAACAUCACCUACGCUACAGCCAGCACGGGAGUGGCGGCUUGUCACAUCGGUGGCACCACUCUCCACGCCUUUGCAGGGAUCGGCUCUGGGAAGGCACCGCUGGAACAGUGCAUUCAGCUGGCAGAGAGGCCGGGGGUGCGCCAGCAUUGGCUGGCCUGCCAGCACUUAAUUAUUGAUGAGAUCUCCAUGGUGGAUGGCAAGUUCUUUGACAAGCUGGAGGCAGUGGCAAGGGCAGUCAGAAAACGAGAUGAGCCUUUUGGAGGAAUUCAGCUAAUUAUCUGUGGGGAUUUCUUACAGCUACCCCCAGUCUGCAAGGCUAAUGAAGAAACCAAGUUCUGCUUCCAGGCAAAAAGUUGGAGAAAAUGCAUCCACAUAAACAUGGAGCUGACUGAAGUGCGGAGACAGACUGACAAGACCUUUGUCUCACUCCUCAGUGCAAUUCGUUUAGGCAGGUGCACAGAGGAGGUUACCAGACAGCUGAUGCAGACAGCCACUCACAGGUCUGAGCGUGAUGGGAUCCUGGCUACAAGGCUCUGCACCCAUAAAGAUGAUGUGGAAGUAACCAAUGAGAGACGCUUGCAACAACUGCCAGGAGAAGUGCAUGUGUUUGAGGCUUUGGACAGUGACCCAAUGCUAGUGAAGUUAAUUGAUGCUCAGUGUCCUGUGGGUGGUAGAGUUGAGCUAAAGCUCGGAGCUCAGGUGAUGUUAGCAAAGAAUUUGGAUGUGUCUCAAGGGCUGGUGAAUGGGGCACGAGGUGUUGUUGUAGGGUUUGAAAGUGAACAGAAGGGUCUGCCUAAGGUGAGGUUUCUCUGUGGGGUCACACAGCUCAUAAAAAUGGAAAAAUGGGUCAUCAAAGGACCAUCAGGAGUUCAUCUGAGUCGUCAGCAAUUACCUUUAAAAUUGGCAUGGGCCAUUUCCAUUCACAAGAGUCAGGGCAUGUCGUUGGACUAUGUGGAAAUCUCCCUGUCUCGUGUCUUUGAAAAUGGGCAGGCUUAUGUAGCCCUCUCCAGAGCCCGAAGCCUUGCAGGGCUCCGUGUUCUGGAUUUUGACCCAAAAGCAGUGAGAGCUGACCCUGCUGUGCUGCAGUUCUACAGACAGCUGAGACAUCAUCAGCUGCCAACCCAGGGUUCACUACACACCUAUUCAGAUGCUGAUGAGAAGGAGAACUGGAAAUGCAACUGAGAAUGCUCUUCUGGUUUCUGUGAGGUGUCAGCAGAGAUUG